Messenger RNA from Sinocyclocheilus grahami, 492 nucleotides. RefSeq names its product coiled-coil domain-containing protein 42-like 1. NCBI's taxonomy places the organism in Eukaryota, Metazoa, Chordata, Actinopteri, Cypriniformes, Cyprinidae. Bases 1 to 489 code for a protein of 162 amino acids. The transcript is spliced from 3 exons. The record is from RefSeq and is a predicted model, not a curated record.
AUGACAUUUGAGUUUGAGAGCAUUGGUCAAGUCAUUGACCGUCUUCACACACUCCAGUCCAUCAACAAGGAACUUCUAGAAAGCCAAACUAGGUUAGAGAAGGAGAGAGAAAGCACAAAGCUGAAACUGAUACAGUACAUAAAUAAACUGCGAACUGUUCUCCUGCACUGUAACAACCAACUGCACCAGCAACAGACGCAGCUAGACACCAUACGCUUAGAAGCAUACAAAUGGGAAUUAAAACUGAAGCACUUCCAUUCCACUGCAGCAAAAGAGACGCUCCAGUUUGCUCAGCUAAAGGCCACAAUCCGUAACAUUUAUCAGAUGAUCACACAUUACAGAAGAGUCUCUGUGGACACUGAGGACACCUUCAAGCAGCUGGAAAUGAUUCAGAAAUAUUUUCAGUUUAUGAGAGCUAUAGAUGAUGAACUGAAGUUCAACAUUAUAACAAGGCCGAAUCGAACUGAAGGGAAUGACAGCAGAGAUUAAGAC